UGCUGCUGCUGAUGCUGCUAUAAAUAUCUGCUGGUAGCCAUAGAGCAGCAGAGAGCAGCAGGCAGGCCAGAGGGAGGAGCAGAAGACCACAGGACAGGACAGGACAGGGGGAAAGAGAUCUGAGGCAGAGGAUAACAAGAUGACAGGCGGUCGAGCUCGAAAAAGGAGAAGGGGGGAGAAGAGAAGAGGGGAUCUGCUUAGUUAGCUUUAAGAAAGAGGAAAAGUGUGUGUUUAUGUGUUCUGUGGCUUGAUUAUUGGCCUGUGCUGGACUUGUAAGUCAAAUUCAGGACUAGACUUGAUCUGGACUAUAUCCAAACCGCUGUUGGACCUACUGGUGCUGCACUAGGUUAAGCUGAGUUAAUCGAACUCAACAGUGGAGACUGGAGCUGGACUUUCCUUCCCCGGCCUCUAAAAGCCAGGCUUUGCAUGCGCCGGACUCGAAGUGUGCCCCCUCCGAACCCCAUCCAGGCUGCUGGUCUUCCAGUUUCAUGUGGACAUGCGGGCCGGCGUGGGCCGGGGCGGGGCUGAGAUGUCAUGCUCCUGUGUUGCUGGUGGUGCCUGAGGCCUGAGGCGGUGGAGCUGGACAGCAGGAGGGUGGACAGCAGGAGGGUGGACCACCGUGUGCUGAACUGCGAGGCCACUGCCUCCACCGCCAUCACAGCUGUUUCCCUUGACCAGUGGGAGCCAGAAACGACCAACACUGCCUUGCAGCCCUCCCAGAGUGUGAAGAAUUCGAGCUAUGGUCUGCCGUCCUACCACCCCUACAGCAACAGCUAUGACUACUCAGACCAGGGCAGGCAGAGUGAGCGCUCAGGCCUCUGUGGACUUUCCAACCUAGGCAACACCUGCUUCAUGAACUCUGCAGUGCAGUGUUUAAGCAAUAUCCCUCCACUGACGGAGUACUUCCUCAAAGACAAGUACACUGAUGAGCUGAAUGAGGACAACCCGCUGGGCAUGAAGGGGGAGAUUGCCAGAGCCUACGCUGAGCUUAUCAAGCAGCUGUGGUCGGGCAAAUACAGCUACGUCACCCCAAGGCCUUUCAAGACCCAGGUGGGUCGUUUCGCCCCACAGUUCUCAGGCUACCAACAGCAGGACUCUCAUGAGCUGCUGGCCUUUCUCCUGGACGGCCUUCACGAGGACUUGAACCGCAUCAGGAAGAAGCCCUACAUCCAGCUCAAGGACGCUAACGGCAGGCCUGAUAAGGUGGUGGCGGAGGAGGCGUGGGAGAACCACAUCAAGAGAAACGACUCCAUCAUUGUGGACAUCUUCCACGGCCUUUUCAAGUCCACCCUGGUGUGUCCUGUGUGUGCCAAGAUCUCUGUGACCUUUGAUCCUUUCUGCUACUUGACCCUGCCCCUGCCCAUGAAGAAGGAGCGAACACUGGAGGUCUAUCUUGUCAGACUGGACCCUCUGGCUAAACCCACACAGUACAAGCUGACCGUGCCGAAGGUGGGCUACAUCUCUGACCUGUGUACCUCCCUCUCCAACCUGUCUGGUGUGCCUGCUGAGAAGAUGAUUGUAACUGACAUCUACAACCACCGUUUCCACCGGAUCUUCGCCACUAACGAGAACCUCAGCAGCAUCAUGGAGAGAGACGAUAUCUACGUGUUUGAGUUGGCGGUGAACAGGGUGGAGGAUACGGACCACGUAGUGAUCCCAGUGCACCUGAGGGAGAAGUACAAACAGUCGGGAUACAACCACACUAGCACACCUCUGUUCGGACAGCCCUUCCUCAUCGCCGUCCCCAGAACCCUCAGUGAAGACAAACUCUACAACAUGCUGCUCCUGCGCCUCUGCCGGUUUGUGCAAUCUUCAGUAGAGGAGGAGGAAGAGGAUUUUGAAGAGACGCAGCCAUCCAAACAACACACUGUCAAUGGUAACGCCACUAAUGGACUGCUGGAGGAGGGGUCGCCGAGCGAGAUGGAGACCGACGAGCAGGACGACGAGUCCAGUCAGGAUCAGGAGCUACCGUCCGAGAACGACAACAGCCAGUCAGAGGACUCUGUCGGCGGGGACAACGAACUAGAGAACGGUGUGGUUGGUCCACAGAACUCCACCAAAGGCCAGCAGACGUCCGGGCACAACAGAAAGAGACUUUUUACAUUCCAGUUCAAUAACAUGGGAAAAACGGACUUCUCCCUCAUUAAGGAUGACACCAGGCAGAUCCGCUUUGACGAGGGACACCUCCGACUCAGUGACCGCUCUUAUCUCUCCUUGGACUGGGAACCAGACAUCAAGAAGAAGUACUUUGAUGAGACCGUCGUCGAGAAGGACUGUGACAAGCAUGAGAGCAUGGAGUACAAGCCUCAGAAGAAAGCUUUCUUCAAGCUGAAGGACUGCAUCGAACUGUUUACCACAAAGGAAAAACUGGGAGCCGAGGACCCAUGGUACUGUCCAAACUGUAAGCAGCACCAGCAGGCCACUAAGAAGCUGGAUCUUUGGUCUCUGCCGCCGGUCCUGGUGGUCCAUCUGAAGCGCUUCUCCUACAGUCGUUAUAUGAGGGACAAACUGGACUCCCUUGUUGAUUUCCCACUCAGAGAUCUGGACAUGUCUGAGUUCCUGAUCAACCCCAAUGCUGGGCCCUGUCGGUACGACCUCAUUGCUGUGUCCAACCACUAUGGCGGGAUGGGUGGCGGCCACUAUACUGCUUACGCCAUGAACAAAGACGAUGGGAAGUGGUACAACUUUGAUGACAGCAGCGUGUCUCCUGCCAACGAAGAUCAAAUAGUGUCCAAAGCAGGCUAUGUGCUGUUCUACCAGCGCCAGGACACGGUGAAAGGCACCGGCUACUUCGCUCUCGACCGCGAGGAAGAGGAGGAGGAGGAGGAGGAGGAAGAAGGAGAAGAAGAGGAGGAGGAAAACGACGGCGAGGAGAUGCAGGAGAGGAAGGCUGCCGCAUCUGCUCAGGGCGCCUUGUCCGCCGCCAGCGCCUCUGCCUCUGUGUCCGCCGCUGCUCUGAGCGACGAGGAGGACCUGAACGAGAACCGGCGCAGGAAGAACGACAACGAGCAGAAACACGAAGAGGAAGGUGAGGAGGAGCGGGCGCCCAAUCGAGACGUCACCAUGAAAACCAACUGAGGCAAACGAGGACAAGAGUAAAUGGAGAGAGAGAGAGAGACUAGGAUCUUUCCAUCCAAAGCCAUAUGGACACACAGCAUGGCAGCGGGCGCCACCGGUCCCCACCCAGCGGCUCGGACUCGGCCACUCGACAGGCGGAGCCACUGCGGGGACGGCGGCUGUAAGGUCAGGGAGCUGCCGCGGUACGCAACUCUAAGAAAUCAGGGCCCUCCCCUGUGGUUGGAGCACUGUGUGUGUGUGUGUGUGUGUGUGUGUGUGUGUGUGUGUCGCCACGUCCAUUCGUUUAGGAUUUACUCACCUGCUCUGUGAAAGACUCACCGAACGACAUUGGGGAACGAUUUCAAGGCUUCACAGUACUCCAGUGCAGCACUCUGAAUCGCCCUCUGCUUUUUGUGUUCCUUUGUUGUUGUUGUUUUAUAUAUUUUGAGAGCAAUGCAUUGUUGGCAUAUUAUCAUUUAGACCGUGUAAAUAUUUUAAACACUGAAUUAUAUCGGGUUUUCAUGAUGCGCUGAAACAUUUUGAACUUGCACAAUCACCAACCAUCCACUUUUUUUAAAAAUGUACUAUUGCCAGACAUACUGCAAGUGUUUAACAGCGACUUUGUCUCUCAGAGGGUUUUUCUCACAAUAAAAGCUUAGGAAGCUGCCUUUAGCAAGCCAGUGGUGAGACUUGCCUACACUCAACGUAGAGAAGUGAUGCUCAUAGUUAUGUGGUUUUAUAAAGUGUCGAACAGCCAAACUGUCCUAGCUUUUUACCGCUGCUGCUGCUAGUGCUGCAAAUCUUGCAUUUUUAGACCGAUUAUUUGUGUAUUAGCAUGAACCUUAGCAAUUUAAGGUCCUGCUUUUUGCUGUCUCUGGUCUCCUCUGUUGAUAACUUAUUUUUCUUUAAACCUAAAAUGUUUAAACAGAAGGAUUGAGAAGUUCUCCAGCUAACUUAGCAAAAUAACCAAAUGGAUUCUAACUUUGCAUAUUAUAUCUGCAAAAAAUGAAUUGGUAAAUGGUGUUUCAGAAGUUCCUAGUGUUCAAAUCCAUAAGCACUCUGUCUUAAAUCAACUCACCAUAGUGUUCAGGGGUUGCAACAGACGCAUCUCUUUAAAAGGUAGCUGGCAGACUUGUAGAUCCUACACCACAGAUCUCCUCUUUACCUCUCCCUCUUUAAGUUUUUCAUAGGUGGUGUUUAAAGCUUUACUGAGGCUCUGCGCUCCUCCUCCUCCUCCUCCUUUUCCUCCUCUUCAUAUUCGAGGCACUGUGAGAUUAGAAACAACGGUGAUUUCACUGACAUCAGAUGGGUCAUCUCUUGUUUGGAUCACCUCGGCCUUAACUCUUAAUCUCAGACCAGUCGCCUUUUCUUUGCACAUCACUAUCGCACCGUCUUUCUUGUGCGGCCCCUUCAGACACUAACGUCUACGAAUGUCCAUAUUAUUUGCCUGCUUGUUAUAUCGGAGCCACGUCAUCUCAAUUUUUUUUUAAAGCCACAUAAGGGCCAGAAUGUAUGCUGAAUGAAAUGAACACUGACCCAGAUGUAUGUGGUUGAUGCCUUUUUGAUUCUUUAUAGGGCAAGAUUUGUUCUCCCUUCCUUUUUUUUUUUCUCCAUGGCUCCCUUUCUUGGUUUGAUUGAAUGUGGGUUAUUAGCUAUAUGAAUUCAUGAGUACUGCUGAAUGCACCCCUUUCCAGAAGGGGAAAAAUUAAAUACGUCUUUGUGGUCCUGGGUUUGGAGGGGUUUUUUUUGGUGGUGGUGGGGGACUAAAAAUUAUGGGGUGAGUCUGCCUAAAAGGCCUUUCAGCUUUUGGGAUCAUGAUACAGUGAAAAUAUUUUGUGGCAGAUUGUUGCAGGAUAUUCCUCCAUCGAUGUAACUCAUGAUAAAAACUAUUCUCCAUGGUGGAGUGUUUUCUUUUUCUAUACCUGUUCUUUCCAUUGUAAACAGCAUUAGCGUACCUGUUGUCGCCUCAGAAUAUUAGAUGUGUACCAUGCCUUUAUGAGCAUCUCUGUGCUUUGACUUCAGUGGGCUUUAUUGCCUCAGCGCUGCCUUGCUUUUUGGGCGACUCACCCCAUCCUGACUGAGUGAGAUGUGAUUGCUACUAUAGGCUUAUACAAUACUGUACAUAAGAGUUCACUCUGUGAGUGCACAUUUGAUAAAGUUUAUUUAUUUAUAUGUAAGCAUUUAAUAAUAAACAGACAAUAUAUUUAAAACCUUGGCAAGGUCUGAAAUGUUGGCGAGGGGAAUGGGGGGGGAGGGCAGGGUUCGGUGUGUCUCGAGUCCUCACAUACACACUAGUUUGCAAAGUCUUGCCUGUGCUCUUGUCAGGGAGGGAAUAUUUUUAAAGAAGAAUGGUUAUGUUGUUUUGGGACUUUUUUUGUAAAAAAUAACAUCCUUGCAUGACAACAUAACGGGGGUUUCCAGGUUUGGCUGCACUUGAGUUCACUUGGGUUUACAUUUGAAAUGUGCAUGUGUAUUUAUACACAAUCUUCAAUAAAGUUGUGUAAAGCUU
Micropterus dolomieu (smallmouth bass) is the source of this 5566-nucleotide messenger RNA. Its product is annotated as ubiquitin carboxyl-terminal hydrolase 15-like. Gene Ontology annotation, biological process: protein deubiquitination. Gene Ontology annotation, molecular function: cysteine-type deubiquitinase activity. Bases 535 to 3078 code for a protein of 847 amino acids. The transcript has 16 exons. The record is from RefSeq and is a predicted model, not a curated record. NCBI's taxonomy places the organism in Eukaryota, Metazoa, Chordata, Actinopteri, Centrarchiformes, Centrarchidae.